CGAGUGGCGAUACAGUACAGUUAGUCUGGUCCACUUAUUACAAAUACUGAAGCACUGUUGUAAAAACUGAGGGGUGGGGUUCUGCAGGAACACUAUCAGAGAUAGAACUGCACUGCACCGCCGCCGCAUUUUUUUUUUGCAGGGUCUCCAACAUUCAACAAGAGAAGCUUUUAGCUCCAGAGGUCAAACUAUUAGGACUUUUUUUCCUCCCGAGACUCGUCACGCCUUCUGUGGAAAGCACUUAGGCGCUGGGGGAAUUACAACAGGAGUGUUCAGCAAAAAAGCAGCACGAUACCAAAGUAGUUGUUUUGUAUUUUACCCAGUGAGUGCAGAGAAAGCAGUAACGCAGUUUCGUCGAGGCUAAACGGGGUUACUGUUCUAAUAAAGGCAACAACAACUGGGGACAAUGACCGAAAAGGAAGCCGUAAGCGACAUCCAUACUGCAGAUUCGGUUUCUUCUGCAUACCCGUCUCCUGCUAAAAGUGUGGGGGAUCCUGGAAUCACACCCCUGUCUCCCUUGCAUUCUUUGAAAGACUCAGACCAAAAUGUCCCUGCCCAGCAGUCUUACGUUGUGGUCGUGGCUAUUGAUUUUGGCACCACAUCCAGCGGUUAUGCCUACAGCUUCACUAAAGAGCCAGAGUGCAUUCACAUUAUGAGGCGAUGGGAGGGUGGAGACCCUGGAGUGUCCAAUCAGAAGACCCCCACUACCAUCCUGCUGACUCCUGACCUGAAGUUCCACAGCUUUGGAAACGCUGCCCGGGACUUCUACCAUGACCUGGCCCCCAGCGACUCCAAACACUGGCUGUACCUGGAGAAAUUCAAAAUGAAGCUGCACACCACCAGCACUCUAUCAACAGAGACAGAACUGCUGGCGGCCAACGGGAAAAAAGUCAAAGCCCUUGACAUCUUUGCAUACGCACUGCAGUUCUUUAAGGAGCAGGCACUGAAGGAGCUGAGUGACCAGGUAGGCUCAGUGUUUCACAGCUCCGAUGUGAGAUGGGUGAUCACGGUACCAGCCAUUUGGAAGCAGCCAGCAAAGCAGUUCAUGAGGCAAGCUGCUUAUAAGUCUGGACUGGUAACCCCUGACAACCCAGAGCAGCUAAUCAUCGCUCUGGAGCCAGAGGCCGCCUCUAUCUACUGCAGGAAGCUCCGCCUCCACCAGAUGAUUGACCUGAGCUCCAAGACAGCAUUCAACAGCUACAGCUCGACUGAGACCAUAGGAACUGGGAUGACGCAGGCCAAGGAAGUCGUCCGACGUAACCGGCAGAGCCGCACCUUUUUUGUUGAAAAUGUCACAGGAGAGCUCUGGUCAGAGCUGGCUGAAGGCGACCGCUAUGUAGUGGUUGACUGUGGCGGGGGCACAGUGGAUCUGACUGUCCAUCAGAUUAGACUGCCUGAAGGACAUAUAAAGGAGCUGUACAAGGCCUCAGGUGGUCCUUACGGUUCUGUAGGUGUAGACUAUGAGUUUGAAAAGCUGCUGUGCAAGAUCUUCGGGGCGGAUUUUAUCGACCAGUUUAAGAUCAAGCGGCCUGCAGCCUGGGUGGAUCUGAUGAUCGCGUUCGAGUCACGGAAGAGAGCGGCGGCUCCCGAGAGAACCAGUCCUCUCAACAUCAACCUGCCCUUCUCCUUCAUCGACUACUACAAGAAGUUCAGAGGGCACAGUGUGGAGCACGCCCUUCGCAAGAGCAAUGUAGACUUUGUGAAAUGGUCUUCCCAAGGAAUGCUUCGGAUGAAUCCGGAUGCAAUGAACGCUCUCUUUAAAUCCACAAUAGACCACAUUAUCCAGCACCUCAAUGAUCUGUUUGAGAAGCCUGAAGUGUGCGACAUCAAGUUCCUUUUCCUGGUCGGAGGUUUCGCAGAGUCUCCUUUACUCCAGCAAGCCAUUCAGACCAUGCUGGGAGGCCGCUGUCGAAUCAUCAUUCCCCAUGACAUGGGGCUGACCAUCCUGAAGGGAGCCGUGCUGUUUGGCCUGGACCCCUCGGUGAUCAAGGUGCGCCGCUCCCCUCUCACCUACGGCGUGGGGGUCCUCAACAGGUACAUGCAGGGGAAGCACCCGCCGGAAAAAAUGCUUCUGAAGGACGGCACUCGCUGGUGCACCGACGUCUUCGACAAGUUCAUCUCGGCCGACCAGUCGGUGGCCCUCGGAGAAACGGUCAAGCGCAGCUACACACCGGCCAAACCAUCCCAGCUGGUCAUUGUGAUCAACAUCUACUGCUCAGAGAUAGACAAUGUCACUUUCAUCACAGACCCUGGGGUUAAGAAGUGCGGCACUCUGCGUCUGGACCUUACAGGGACGGAGCCCUCCUCUGUUCCAGCCCGGAGGGAGAUCCAGACACGCCUGCAGUUCGGGGACACUGAGAUCAAGGCUAUGGCACUUGAUAUCGCCACCUCGAGAUGUGUCAAGGCCAGCAUUGAUUUCCUAAAUUAUUAAUCCUGUAUUCAUUUAACCACACACAACUCACACAAUGAAGAACCAGGAACACCUGGAGAAUACCAAGGAGUCUUAGUGCAGUAGUUAAACAAAUAAGUAUGCCUCAAAGCUAUGUGAUUUGUCAGCAGUUCAAAAUUAUAAUACCUACUAUUGCAGCCCAAUUGGCUUAAGACUAAUUUAAAGACACAGCUAACUGCAGUCUUGUUUUACACUUAAAUAGAAUGUCUUUAUUGGUGUUCUGCCGUCUGUGAAAGAAACUUGACUGCCAUGCUUGUUUACAUUCUCAUUGUAGGGGUCCAAGCUUCCUGUGCCCUAGAAGUGGGAUGUUAUGAAGUGCUAAUAUUAGACAUUUCAAAAUUGUGUGUUUGUUAUAAUAAUGAACAGGCUACAUCUGUACAACUGUUACAUAUAAAGCAUUCUGGUUUUAGGAAAAAAACAUAUAACUGGUAGUAUAGUCUGAAUAUAUCAAAGUUUUACCAAAUUCUUGCUGAUAAAUCACUUUUUUCAUCACAUGCCUACUUACGACACCAACACACUGAUGAAAAUCAUACACUUCAAAUUAAUAUAACACCAUGACAAAUUAGCUACUUAGGCUAAUGGAACUGGAAUGAAAUCUGUCUUUUCAGGCUCCAUUACUGUAUUUCAUCUUCACCCUCCGUAAAAAGCUAUCAAUGAAGUUACCAAUGAUAUGCACAUUGCUAUGAAACUAAUCUUUGAAAUCCUAGAAUGUGAACUGUUUCAAAAGUAAAUAGGAAAACCAAAAGCUAACUAGAGAAUGCUGCUAGUUGAACCUGCCUCAAUAUUUUCAUAUAGCCAUAGCAAUAUGCGUUUGCCUUUUUUUCUUUUUAUGCUUGUGGAAAAUAGCCACUAUUUAAAUAGCUAAUUAUGGCAUUUUAUGUUGUAUUCCAGAGUUCAAUAUAGCAAAGAACACUGGCGUUGAUAUAUAAUAAAAUACUUAUUUUUAUUUGAAUGUAUAUACAAUAUUUAAAAUAUUAUUUUAGCAGCUUACAGAUUUGAGAAUAUGCUGGCUAAUGUGGAUCGCUUUCUUUCUGUUUCAUUAUCACCAGCCUGUGGGUCAAAAACUUAAAAAAUAGAAAGUGACAUAUGCGAUUUUAAAAGGUGGUAGAAUCCGACUGUAAGACAUUUUAAUAAAUUGCUGUGUCCUGAAAAACUGAAAGUCCUUAUUGUAAAACUGAAAGUCCUUAUUGUAAAACUGAAAGUCCUUAUUGUAAAACUGAAAGUCCUUAUUGUAAAACUGAAAGGCCUUAUUGUAAAACUGAAAGUCCUUAUUGUAAAACUGAAAGUCCUUAUUGUAAAACUGAAAGGCCUUAUUUCAUAGGAGUAUGGUAAAUGAGCGGUGUAUUGAAACCAUGAUUGAUUUGUAUUGUGUGUGUAUGUGACCUUCCCAUCAUUUCCAGAAGCUUAUAACAUGUAUUACAUUCCCCCUCCUUCUUUUGAGAAAUGAUUCCAUUACCAUAACCAGCUUCACUAGACAGAACCUUUCAGGUGGAAUAGCAAAGAGGAACAUAGUCUUUACACCAAAUCUACCACAGGGCAUAUAUGCAGAAAUGUAGACCUGUUUGUGCAGGUUUGCUCAUUUUAAGAUUAAUUGCCCAACUGGGUAUCCUUUUUUCAACACCAUAGGCCUGGGAACUAAUGCAGGUCAGGUCAGGUGUUUUUGAAAGAAUUCCCCUCUGAAGGAAACUAGUGGUCUUUGUUUACAAUUCUACUCGGGUCUUGAUGUUUUUAUAUUGUGGUCUUCGGGUUGCAUUCCCUUGUAAUGCUCACUGAGUGGGACAAAACGGGACAAUAAAUAAAACGCUUCAUUAAUAAGUAGAUUGACAGCCAUCCUUUGUGUCAAUUGGUGUGGGUGUACUUUUGAGCCAUUAGUAUACUACUAAGCACCAGCUCAAUUUAGUGCACAGCAGGGUAUUGACAGCAAAACUAAAGGCAAAUUGUUUGCAAAGUGGCAGGUCACUAGAUGGCUCUGUCUCUUCUGUACAGACCCUUUUGCUGAUGCAUACAUUGUGCCCUGCAACGGGAACAGAAGAUCUGCACUUGAUCUCAGUCACAGUACCUUACAUAGACGUAUCAAAAAAUCAAGAGCACAGUAUAUGAGCAUGUGUUAUUAGCACCACUCGGUAUAAUGGCAAACAUCUUAAAAAAUAUAAGUGGAUAGUAAAAAAUAAAAAAUUAAAAAUUAAAAAAUGAAGAAAAUGUAUUGCAACUCACAUCAGACCUGUAGAAACUAAAACAAAACACAGAAGCGUGUGUCUUGUUGUUAUUUAAUCAGUUUAACUGUAGUGAUUAUAACUUGUUGCCACUAAGAUCCAGGAAACCUUUUUUUUGAUCGAGAGCUGCAGUCUUCAAACUGAUUUAGUUGAAAGCAAAAUAGUUUUUUCUCUUGAAUUUAGUCAUGUCAAGCAUGAUUUCGAUUUUGUUAUGAGCAAUUUUUGUUUAAAGUGUUUCUCCAUUAGGGAAGAAGUUUUCAAACUACAGUUAAACCUCUAUUAUCCAAAAUAAUUGGGACCAGAGGAGUGUUCUUAUAAUCAAAUUGUUCUGAUAAAUGAAUGGCAACUGUAAGUGUUUAUAUGACUUUCCUAAUGAAGAAAUCUCCUUGAAAAAUCAGUAAGAAAAAAUCAACCAACAUACCCUUGAACUUUAAAGUGAUAGCAUUCAUGUAGCACUGAAAUUUAAAAUGAGCACUGCACUGCAUGUCAGAUACAGAGGAUUGAAUGGCAACAGGGCUGAUUUUGGUUGUUUUGCUGGCUGGCAUAACUUGGAACCUGCUUAAUAGAAUACAACAUAUAUAAAUAAUUAUAAUAAAGAGUUCCAUAACAUCACAAGGGUUGUGCAAUGCAUAUCUAUCUGUUCAAGAAUGGUAACCGCUGUUCGUAGAACAGUCCAAUUUGAUAAUGGACUACAUAUCUGAAGCUGCAAAUAGCUGAAACUGCAACUGCUUUACAGACAUAGCCAGCCAUUGUUGCAUUGUCCCUGCCUGGAGUCUUCCAAAUGUACAAAAUAAUAAAUGCAAUU
Molecule: messenger RNA, 5467 nt
Organism: Acipenser ruthenus (sterlet)
Lineage: Eukaryota; Metazoa; Chordata; Actinopteri; Acipenseriformes; Acipenseridae
Product: heat shock 70 kDa protein 12A-like
Exons: 12
Coding region: 407-2431 (674 amino acids)
Source: RefSeq, a predicted model, not a curated record